AUGAAAGUCACACAUAAGACGACAGAUAUACAGCUACCUAAAGCGGUACUGGACACGACUCUUAAUGACCUUUGCCGCCAAGCUGGAUCUGAAUACCGCAACAAACGAAUUGGCCAAGUACUCAGUAGUUUCAGCGCUCUGGUACCACCGAGUUCCAAGAUUACCCCUAACCACAAAUACAUCUACCAGGGUGGCCCCUUUACAAGCAGUAAGGGGUCACGUACAGAGAAGGAGGAUUCAGCAACGGCCAUCAAGUAUCUCUCACUCGUAAAUCAACGGGGCGCUUUCGAAUGUGGCACAGCGCCAGUCAUCUUCUUCUAUAUGGACGGAGACUCAAAGAAGAGAGACCAUGAUCGGAAACAGGUCGCCAAGACGUCGGCGACACUUCCCGAUUAUCAACGGCCACAACCUGUCUUUUGUGAGGGACCUGAUUCGAUCCCUAUCAACGAGACUGGAAUUGACUUACUCGCCUGUAAAGUCGUUCAUGAUAGUUUAGAGAGACACAGCAACACUCUGGUCUUCCUACACCGAAGCAGUGGUCUUGACAGCUUCGUUAUUCCAGGAGACUGUACUGGUAACAGGGGAACAUGGCUCAAAGAGCAGAGUCAGCGAAUAUACGACGCACUCAAGUCUCAUCCCCUUCCAUUCGUGCUCAAGAGCCAAGCAACAUUUGGUGGUGCAGGGACGUUCAUUGUCAAGACUGAGGAGCAACGGCAAAAGAUUAUUGAUAACCUGGGAAAGGGGUUUCUCGGCCGGUUACUCUCCUCUGUCAACGCGGAUAACUCGCAUCUCGAGCCCGCAACAAUGCUUCUUUCAGACAUGAUACAAAAUCCAAUUGGUGACUAUGGAAUGACGGUUUUUAACAACAAGAAGGGGCAAGAACCAGUGUUUCUAGGAGUGUCCAAACAGAUGAUUCAAGAUGGUACAGCUUGGGUUGGAAGUACAAUCGACUACCGCCAACAGAGCGAGUUGAGACUCAAAUUUGAAACGCUCACGAACCAGAUAUCGGAAUGGCUUCAAUCGUACGAGUACAUUGGUCCUGCAGGAGCAGAUGUCCUUGAGGACGCAGAUUGCUUUCACGUGGUUGAUCUCAAUGUUCGCACAACAGACUCUUGCUAUCUGCCAUUACUACGAAAACAUUUUACAAACCGAGAACUUUACAUUGCAUCAUCCUUCUCUACUGAGGUGCAACAGCGUCGCGACGAGUUUCUGGAUAUGUUCAAGGCUGAGUUUCAAGACGGUCGUAUGUGUGUGAUAAGCUGGUAUGAAGACCAAGAAAAGGGGAGCAGUUUAGCAGAGCUUGUUAUUGGAGGAGGAGAAGGUGACGAUAGAUUGAAGGAACUCAUGGAUCGUGCUAAUGAGAUGUCGAAGAGUGUUACCUUUUAG
Fusarium oxysporum Fo47 is the source of this 1386-nucleotide messenger RNA. RefSeq lists its product as uncharacterized. The record is from RefSeq and is a predicted model, not a curated record. The transcript has 3 exons. Bases 1 to 1386 code for a protein of 461 amino acids. NCBI's taxonomy places the organism in Eukaryota, Fungi, Ascomycota, Sordariomycetes, Hypocreales, Nectriaceae.